Molecule: messenger RNA, 2615 nt
Organism: Photinus pyralis (common eastern firefly)
Lineage: Eukaryota; Metazoa; Arthropoda; Insecta; Coleoptera; Lampyridae
Product: PHD finger protein 12
Exons: 7
Coding region: 273-2540 (755 amino acids)
Biological process (GO): negative regulation of transcription by RNA polymerase II
Cellular component (GO): nucleus; Sin3-type complex
Molecular function (GO): transcription corepressor activity; protein binding
Source: RefSeq, a predicted model, not a curated record
UUAAUGGUGUGAGCCAGCUCUGAUUUUGAAGAUGGCGUCCAUCGGCGCCAAUAAUCGUUGUCAAAUAAUUACAAAGUAAUAAGUGAUUUGGUUAAUAUUACAUCAAUUUACACAUUUUUAAAGUACGCAAGCUGUACACAGAAUUAUUUUUAAUUUAUUUGAUAGCGUUCACCUUGUACGGGAAUAUGUUUACACCAUUUUUUACAAAUCUAACCUCUUAGGCAAUUGAAUUAUUUUUCGUUUUAAAGACUCGCAAUAAUAGCUAAAGCAAAAUGUCUAAAGUCGAAUACGAUCUUGAUACUUCUGGGGGUCUCAUGGACCAAAUUCAAGCGCUAAUUGCACCUCCAACUGUCGACGAGAAAAGGGAGAGGAACAAGAGGCCGGACCAUCCGUACUUUCGCAAACCGGGCAAGGGGCACAAUCACGAUAGUUGCGAUGCGUGCGGCGAAGGCGGCGAUUUAAUCUGUUGUGACAAGUGCCCGUCGAGUUUCCAUCUGAUGUGCUACGAUCCCCCCUUGGAAGAGAAGGACAUACCGAUAGGCGAGUGGCUGUGCCAUACGUGCACGUACGCGGCCGAGAAGGCGUCUCCUUCGACAUCAAAGUCGCCGGUCACGGUGCCCAGAACGCGAAGCAAGCGGGUGAUGUCGACGCCCGAGACCGCUCUUUCGAAACCGGUCAAAAAACCAAAGCCGAACCCCUUCGAGACCCUACUGGAGGCGGCGCACUCGCUCAAUCCCAAAGAGUUCGAAUUACCGCGAAGUAUGAGUCUGCCGUCUUGCUUUCCGGGCACGGAUAAAUUGGAGAAGUCGUUUGUCAGUCGUCGAAAUUCGAAGGCGGUUAGACCGCCGCCGGUUGCCUCCAGGCAGCAGACCGCAUUUCCAGGUGGAAAGUGCUUCGAGUGUCGACGUACCUGUCGUACCGGGCCUUUGCUAGCGUGCGACUACUGCUCGCUUUACUUUCACUUGGAUUGCCUAGAUCCUCCCUUGUCGACGCCUCCUUCGGGCCGUUGGCUUUGCCCAAAUCAUGUUGAACACUUUCUGGAUUGUAAAUUACUGACGUCGGUCUCGGCGUCGGAACGCAUCAAACUCUGGGACAAGUUCACCGGUCCCGUCGAUCAGGACGCGAUCAAGAUCGAAUUCUUUCGCAAGGUGCACAGGAAGAAUCCGCCGUUUCGCGUCAAAGUGCGUUUGCCGCAGCGCGGCAAAAUACGGGUACCGCCCAUGGUAAAAUAUCAUUACAAAAAUCCCGUGGAGCUAUUGCCCUGUUUGCGUGACCUGAAUCGUUAUGAUAUUGCAGCGCGGCGUCGUCUUUCGAACGAAAGCAAGACCGAUCUCGGCGUCUUUGAGAGGUUAGCGUCGCCGGACGUCAAGGAGGAGGACGAGAGAUCGACGGGAAAGAGUAAUGGGGUGUUCGAUAUGAGCUGCGAGGGGGACGGAUUCGUGCAGGACGCGUGCGAGCACGUUCCGAAGGUGGAGGUCGACGAUGAGGUUUUCUUUAAAAAGUGCAAGAAGUCGAAAGCGAGAGGUAAAAAGAGUAAAAGUCUAGAUUUUAAGAUUGUAAAUAAGGUGGAGCCUAGCGAAAAUGUGCUCAAUGGUUUGGCGAGCGAUGAAAGUUGCAAUUUUAGCGUUAAGGAUGAACCUAUGUUUCCUCUCGUGGCGUCAAACAUCACAGAUGAAGUUAGUCAACAGUUAACGCAGCUGGACGACCGGUUACUAAAGUUACUAGCCUAUCAGCGAAUACAGGAGGUGCUAUCGCAAACCGAUCCCUCGAAUUGUUAUUUCACUUCGUACUUCUCGCAAUCGGUAAACAAACUGUUCGAUCCCCCCUUGCAGAGCGAAUUUUUAACGACGGAGGACAUCGAGAGGAUACUGCGAGUGUUUUCGAUACCGAACCGACCGGCGCACAAGACGAACUCGAAACUGCGCGCGCACGCCAUGCUGUGUCCGGUCGUUUCGAAGCACUUCUACAACAUCCGAACGUCGGAGGUCGCGUCGGCGAACGUGAGGCACGACGGUAGCUUCCUGGGGCAUCGGCCGACCGUCUCUGCCCGGUUUCCGGAGGCAGUCGCGAUGCGGCUUAGGAUACUGUCGAUCGGACGAGGUGCCACUAACGAUGUUCAAUUAGACAAUUUCGGUCACUGCAACUACAUAUCGCCCAAGCACGCCGUCGUAUUUUUCGACGAGGUAAAUCAACAGUACGAGCUCCUCAAUUACUCGUGCUACGGCACGUAUGUCAACAAUGUGCUUUACUCCAACGACGAAACAAAGAAAUACGCAAAAAAAGAGGAGAAAAAGCCCUGCUUAGAGGAACAAGUGCGCGCGAUCGUCGACAAGAAACGCCAAAUUUGCUCAACGAAUUCCUCGAAGGAUAUACACAUAGUCGGCGAUUCGGUGGCGCAGUCCGAGUGCUCUUGCGCGGCCACAAGUUACGAGACAAUUUUGGCCGGGUGGGAGGGCUCCGCCGUAAUAAAUCAUGGCACAUUGUUACGUUUUGGAUGUGUUAGUUUUGUUUUCUCAAUUGUUGACUGUGCGUCUGUAUAAAGCGUGGGAAAUAAUGUAAAUUGAUUUAAAAAAAAUUUAUUAUAUACAAUUUGUAAAUAUACAUUUUUCUAUUGG